AUGCGGCGGUUGCAGUACCGCCUCGCGGCAACCCUCGCCGCCCUACUCGCCAGCGUGCUGGCUUUUGGCGCCGCGGGGCACCGGUCGCCGGCGCCGCUGCGGUUCGCGCCGGACGGUCGGUUCAAGGUGGCGCUGUUCGCAGACCUGCAUUACGGCGAGAACGCCUGGACGGACUGGGGACCCGGCCAGGACGCCGGUUCCGACCGCGUCAUGGCCGCCGUGCUCGACGCCGAGAAGCCAGACUUCGUCGUGUACCUGGGCGACCUGGUGACCGCGAACAACGUGCCGAUCGCCAACGCGACCCUGUACUGGGACAGAGCGUUUUCCCCGGCCAGACGCAGGCGGGUUCCGUGGGCGACGGUGUUCGGCAACCACGACGACAUGGCGUUCGAGUGGCCAAUGGAAUGGUUCUCCCCUGAUGGCGUCCCGCCCGUGCACUGCCCACCAUCAGUCUCGGACUGCAGCUUCCGAGGGACGCCGCGGGUCGACUUGAUGAUGGCAGAGGUCGAUCGCGACGGCGGCGAGCAGGGGCUGUCGCGUUCAUCGGUCGGCCCCGAGAAGCUCUGGCCCGGCGUGUCCAACUACGUCCUGCAGGUGCUGUCACGCGAGAAGGAACAAGACCCUGCUCUGCUCAUGUACUUUCUCGACUCCGGCGGCGGAUCCUACCCGGAGGUCAUAUCCGACGCGCAGGUCAGGUGGUUCCAGAGCCAGGCUCAGUUCCUCAAUCCAGAUGGAAGGAUUCCUGAGCUGGUCUUCUGGCACAUACCAAGCACUGCGUAUGCCAAGGUGGCUCCAAAGGCCAAGAGUAAGAUAACAAGGCCAUGUGUUGGCUCUCUCAACAUGGAAGAUGUGGCUCCGCAACAAGCUGAAUGGGGCAUGAUGGACACUCUUGCCAAGAGGCCAUCGGUUAAGGCGAUCUUCGUGGGGCACAACCACGGGCUGGACUGGUGCUGCCCGUAUCACAAACUCUGGUUGUGUUUCGCACGGCACACGGGGCAUGGCGGUUACGGUAGCUGGCCGAGAGGAUCCAGGAUAGUUCAGAUGUCUGAAAACCCGUUCUCUGUCGAGUCCUGGAUCCGGAUGGAGAACGGGACGACGCACAGCCAUAUCGUCUUGGGUUCGCGUUAG
Molecule: messenger RNA, 1128 nt
Organism: Lolium rigidum
Lineage: Eukaryota; Viridiplantae; Streptophyta; Magnoliopsida; Poales; Poaceae
Product: probable inactive purple acid phosphatase 16
Exons: 4
Coding region: 1-1128 (375 amino acids)
Cellular component (GO): cytoplasm
Molecular function (GO): hydrolase activity, acting on ester bonds
Source: RefSeq, a predicted model, not a curated record